This is a messenger RNA of Trichophyton benhamiae CBS 112371, 408 nucleotides long. RefSeq lists its product as uncharacterized. Gene Ontology annotation, molecular function: TBP-class protein binding; core promoter sequence-specific DNA binding; protein heterodimerization activity. Gene Ontology annotation, cellular component: negative cofactor 2 complex. The record is from RefSeq and is a predicted model, not a curated record. Gene Ontology annotation, biological process: RNA polymerase II preinitiation complex assembly; negative regulation of transcription by RNA polymerase II; positive regulation of transcription by RNA polymerase II. The coding region runs from base 1 to 408 and encodes 135 amino acids. The transcript has 2 exons. NCBI's taxonomy places the organism in Eukaryota, Fungi, Ascomycota, Eurotiomycetes, Onygenales, Arthrodermataceae.
AUGGACAAUACUAACCCCACUCUCCCAUUAGCUACGGUGCAGAAGAUUAUAACGGAGAUCCUGCCGCCCUCCUCUGGCCAGACCUUUGCGAAGGAUGCCCGGGACCUGCUCAUCGAAUGCUGCGUCGAGUUUAUCACACUGAUAUCAUCCGAGGCCAACGAGAUCAGCGAGAAGGAGGCAAAAAAGACAAUCGCCUGUGAACACAUCGAAAAGGCACUCACAGACCUUGGUUUUGGAGACUAUGUCCCUGAUGUGCUUGCGAUUGCCGAAGAGCAUAAAGAGCAACUUAAGACUCGAGAGAAGCGGACAAAUAAGAUAGACCAGAGCGGCAUGUCACACGAAGAGCUACUACGGCUCCAGCAAGAGCUCUUCCGCUCAGCUGGAGAAAAGUACAAUUCGGGGAGCUAA